This is a messenger RNA of Beta vulgaris subsp. vulgaris (sugar beet), 2814 nucleotides long. Its product is annotated as F-box/kelch-repeat protein At3g23880. Gene Ontology annotation, molecular function: protein binding. The record is from RefSeq and is a predicted model, not a curated record. The transcript is spliced from 2 exons. NCBI's taxonomy places the organism in Eukaryota, Viridiplantae, Streptophyta, Magnoliopsida, Caryophyllales, Amaranthaceae. The coding region runs from base 180 to 1355 and encodes 391 amino acids.
CUUACUUUCCAGUUUCCAGGGCGCAUAAUGCCCAUCACUGGAGAAUAUCUUCGCUAUUGUAAGCCCAAGGUUUCUCUUUUACGUUAUAACAUUAACACCCCAAUAAAAGCCCCAUUUUCUCCUUCAAUCAAGAAAAACAAAAAACCCCAGAAAUUUCUAAGCUACAAACAAGUGUAAUAAUGGAGUUUCACUUGCCAAAAGAGUUGACACACCAAAUACUUAUCAGAUUGCCUGUAAAAUCCCUGCUUCGUUUCAGGUGUGUUUGUAAAUUAUGGUGCUCAAUUAUUAGUAAAUCCGAUUUCAUGCUUUCAAAUCUGCAACAUAAGCAGUAUAAUGUGUUGUUUAGACAAUAUUUGUUGGAUUUUAAAGAAGAAAUUUAUAGCUUACAUGCAGAUGAUGAAAGAAGGCAGGAAAUUGAAACAUUUAAUUUUCCUUUUAAGAGCAUUUCUGAGUAUUUUUCAAUUGUGGGUUGUGUUAAUGGGUUAGUAUGUUUGUGGGAUAAAGACUCAAACACUUUGAUAUAUUGGAACCCUGCUAUUAGAAAAUGUUACAUGAUUCCUAAGUUUGAACUGGAACAACCCAUUAGAAAGAAGAAAAGAUUGAGAUUCAUUAGGCCUGCGUCGAUUGUUCGUGAUAUGUGUUUUGGAUUUGGAUAUGAUGCUUUGUUUAAUGACUAUAAAGUUGUAAGGAUUAUUUUCUAUAAUAAGGUGAUAGAUGAAAGUAAUGACUUUGUUUUCAAAAGUUCUGUUGCUGUAUUUUCGCUCCGUAGAAAGUCGUGGAGACGAAUUGAUUAUUCUGCUCCGUUAGCGUUGUACUCUCGUUCGUGUAAUGUGGGUGGUUUUGUGUAUCGGUUGACACAGAUAGAGAACCAUGGGUUCGAGAUUGUGUCCUUUAAUUUGAGUUCUGAGGUGUUUUCGAAGAUAGGGUGUCCUGAUGAUGUUAAGUCUGUUUUGCGAUGUAAAACUGAGUUAACUAUUUUUCGUGACUCUCUUGCUCUAAUGCAUGAAUGGGAUUGCAAGAGAUACCACAUUUGGGUUAUGGGAGAGGGUGUUGAAGCUAAGUCAUGGAUGAAGCUGUUUUCAGUAGACUUGGAUGGACGUGCAAUGGGGCUACGUAUAGUUGGGUUUAGUAUGAAAGGACUAAUGUUAGUGGUUGGGGAAGGUGAUGUGUUAGUUACGCCUGUUGUGGAGGAUGCACAAGUUGUGAAAUAUGUGCCUCCUGUUCCUCAAACUGCCUGGCAUGUGGAGUCCUACAAAGAGAGUUUAGUUCUUCUCAAGGGGGGUGAUAAUCUACCCUUGCCUCCAGCGAACUUUGACAAUGCCGAGCAGCUGGAAAAUGAGCUAGCAGAGCAUUGAUGGAUCUGUAAGGGUAACGAAGUUCAUGGUGCGUAUUUAGGGGGUGUUUGGUUUGGAGGUUUCAAGAAAGGAAAUGAUGGUAAAGGGGUUAUUCCUUUCCUUUGUCCUCGUUUCUCAUUCUGGUUUCCUUUCCAUUACCCCUUUAUGAACCCAACGACCCCUUGGUCUAAAUGGGCAUCAAUUUUGGAGAGGAAGCUAUGGGCUACCGCAGUGGAUUUAGACAGUUAGAUUUAUAACUUUUGGCCUUAAGCUGGUUUUUGGUUCUAUCUUUUUAUUCUAGUUUUUGGAACUUAGGCCUUGUGGAACUUAGGCGCUGUUAGAUUUAGCUCUAAACUGUUUACAUGCUCAACCAGGGGAGUCUAUCAUCUAGUUUAUCUAGUUGACAACAAUACUUCCCCAAGUUCUGUCAAAGGAUGCUGUUGGGCUUGUUCUUUUUGGAUGUAGUGAACUUCUCUCCCCCCCUAACUUCCUCUUCAUCCCCAAAAGAAGUAAAAUCUCUGCUUCGUUUAAGAUGUACCUGCACCCAGUCAUCAGGUUUGCCAGUAAAAUCUGCUUCGUUUAAGAUGUGUUUGUAAAUCUUGGUGCUCUCUCAUUAGUAAUUCCGAUUCAUUACGUCACACCUAGACCUACAUCUAUAAUCAAACUGCUGCAAACCAUAAUUUGCUACGUUUUAGGAAAUACGAUGCUAAUUCCAGACAAAUAUAUAGCUUACAUGCUGAUAAUCAACAACUCCAACCAAGAAAUUGAAACCCUUAAUCCCCCUUCUCAGAGUUCUUAUAGAAUUUAUGUGGGUUGUGUUAAUGGAUUAAUCUGUUUACUGUUUACAGCAAAGCGAACCCAUUUCCUAUAUGUUUUGGAAUCCUGCCAUUAGAAAAUGCUUAUUCUUCCUGAAUUUGAAGUGGUAAAAUCCAUCAUGAUCAGAGUACUGAGGUGUUCACGGAGAUUGUGUGUCCUGAAAAUAUUACUGUAUCUAAUCUGCGCUGCGGAACUCAGUUGACAAUGUGGCGCAACUCUCUUGCACUGCUCCAGGGGUGGGAUCGCACAUUUGGGUUAUGAUAGAGGAGGGUGUGGCUAAGUCAUGGAUGAAAUUAUUCUCAUUAGAUCUUGAAGAAGGUAUGCCAGCCCAACAUAUAGCUGGGGACUGGGGUUACUAUGAAAGGACUAAUACUAGUGCUUGGGGAUGUGGCAGGUGUUGUGGUUUUUACACCUGCCAAUUGCCAUGGAGGAUGUACAAGUGAAAUAUGUUCAGUUUGGCUCUUAUUUGGGAUCGUACAAAGAGAGUCUAGUUCUACUUGAGGAGUGAGAUAAUCUAUGCUUGUCAGUUGGCACCACCUAACUUUGACGAUAAAGCUGGAAGCACAUUCAUGGAUUUGCAAGUAAUUUUGUUGCUAAUUGAUCUUGUCAAAGUUGCAUUUCUUGUGGAUUUUGUUUUGGUUGUAUCCUCAUGAUGUUUAUUGUA